Molecule: messenger RNA, 1023 nt
Organism: Lodderomyces beijingensis
Lineage: Eukaryota; Fungi; Ascomycota; Pichiomycetes; Serinales; Debaryomycetaceae
Source: the annotation of a GenBank genome assembly
AUGAAAUUCACUACUGUUGCUGCUACUGCUGGUUUAAUCGCCUCAGCUCACGCUAAUCUUGCCAUUGACAAGUCCGUCGGUGUUGGUGUCGGUGUCGGUGUCGGUGUCGGUCUUGGUCUCGAAAAGAACAUUGGUCUUGACAAAUCUAUUGGUCUCGACAAAUCUAUUGGUCUUGACAAAUCUAUUGGUCUCGACAAAUCUAUUGGUCUCGAAAAGUCUAUUGGUCUUGACAAGUCUAUCGGUAUUGAAAAGUCCAUUGACAUUGGUGUCAGCAAGUCCAUCGGUAUUGAGAAGACCAAGCCAGCCCCAGCUCCACCAGCUCCAACUACUGCUGCUAGUGAGUCAACUGUGUUGACUACUACCCACGAAAUUGCAACCACCGUGAUUACCGUCACCAAAUGUAAGGACAAUGCUUGUUCUUCAGUUCCCGUCACUACCGGUGUCACCACUGUCACCGAGGACACCACCAUCUACACCACAUACUGUCCUUUGACUUCGAGUAUCCCACCUCCAGUCAGCUCAUCAGUUGUGCCACCACCACCUCCACCACCAUCUUCUUCCGCUGUCCCACCAUCAUCAGUGUUGUCUACCACCACUGACAUUGAAACCACCGUUGUCACCAUUACUUCAUGUCACGAAGACAAAUGUCACACCACUACUGCUACUACUGGUGUCACCACUGUCACCGAGGACACCACCAUCUACACCACAUAUUGUCCUUUGACUUCAACUCCAAUUGUUGAAUCUUCAUCUACUCCAGUUAUCCCAUCAUCAUCUGCUCCAGUUGUGCCAUCAUCAUCUGCACCAGCUUCAUCACCAAGUGCUCCAGCCAGCUCGUGGGCACAUGCUUCAUCUGCUCCAGUUGCCCCAUCAUCAUCUGCUCCAGUUGCCCCAUCAUCAUCUGCUCCAGUUGCCCCAUCAUCAUCUGCUUCAUCUGACGUUUCUAUCUAUGAAGGUGCUGCUGCUGCUAACAACGGCCCAGUUUACGCUUUGUUGGCUUUGGCUUUGGCUUACUUUAUGUAA